AUGGAGCUGAAGUGUUCAUUUAUUUGGAAUAAGAUCAGGAAAUAUUAUCAGCGUACGUAACUGUGACGGAUGGAUCCCUCUAAGCUGUGAGCGCGGGGACAAAACUUUUGCUCUGUUCUGUAAGUCUCGACGGAAUCCCAACCUUGCGUUUUUAGAGGACUUCAUUGACACCUCUACUUUAACUCAUCGGGCGUGCUUGUUUUUGAGUCUCUGCUCUUGUAUCCCUGUCAACCUCAUCCCUGUAACGAUGUCUGGAAACCAAAACAAUACAAAUUGUACUAAUCUUGAGCCAAAUAGUUUGAUCUUCACUCUGGGUUCAUACUACAUCCUGGCCAUCAGUGUGCUUGGAAUCAUCUUUAAUGCGUUUGUGCUGAUGGUUUUCUGCCUCCACAAGAAAGCCUGCACAGUAGCUGAGAUCUACUUGAGCAACUUGGCUGGAGCUGACUUUGUUCUGGUGUGCUGUUUGCCCUUCUGGGCUGACUAUGUAGGAAAGGGCUUUAAUUGGGCUUUCAGUGAGAGCCUGUGCAAAGUGAUACCUGCCAUAAUAAAAAUGAAUGCACUCUGCAGCAUUUACUUCCUUGUUCUGGUUAGCAUAGAUCGCUAUGUGGGGCUGGUGCACCCACUGUCCCAUCACAGCAUGUGUAGGACAUUUUAUGCCAAGCUGGCAUGUGUAGUUGUGUGGAUUCUUGGCGUUAUCUUUGCACUCCCCGUAUUAAUCUACAGGAAGUUAAUCCCCAGUACAUCAAAUAUUACUGCAUGUGGCAUUCUCUUCACUGAAGACCAACAUCUAGUAUAUGAGACAAUAACCAUAAUCUUCAGCUUCGUAAUCCCUGUUUCCAUUAUUUCCCUCUGCGCUGUCAAGAUUAUUCAAGCACUGAGAAACAGGCUAAAGGGGCAUGGGAAGGAGCAGAAAGCCACCACUCUCAUCCUGGUAGUUCUUCUGGCAUUCCAAAUUUGUUGGGGUCCAUUCCAGUUGAGCAGGAUACUAGAUGUGCUUGAACGUGUUGGUAUUGUGAGGUGUCACACCAUACUUGACAUCUACAAACAAAUUACUGUGUACUUAGCUUUUUUCAACAGUGUCCUUAACCCCAUUCUCUAUGUUGCCAUUGGGAGAAACUUCCAGAAAAGAGCAAAGGAAUUCUUAAUGCCACAGAAAUACAAGAAAACAAGAAGAUCAAGCACACGCUCCUCAUGAGCACACCCCACAAGUGUUAAAUCUGGAAAUGGCUUAAGAUAAGCAGGAUUGUGACCUUUUGAGUUUUGAGGUGUGCUGCUGUGAUUGGUGAUUUUAUACAAUGACAAUUAUUUAUCCAGGCAUAAGAACUUUUUUUCUUUUUUCUCUUUUUUUAGCAUUUAUGUAAUGUGAAUAUAUGGGGUUUAAUUGUCUAUGAAACAUUGCUUCUUCAAAAAGUGAUAUACAGGCAUAACAUAUUUGUUACUUAAAUGUGAUAUAUAUUUCUGUUUUAUAGUGAUUUUUGUUCCAAUACAAUAUGAAUAACAUUUACACUGGCGGAUGCUCAUAUUAAAUAAGAACAAAAAUAUAAUAUAACAACACAAAAUCAUAUGAAGGACUUGAACAAGGCCAAGUAUAAGAGCAGAGAGAUGGUAGUGAACUGGUUUUGAAUAGGGCAAAAGUUACGCAGUUUUUCUUGCAGGUACCACAUUAUGUGUUUUUCUUAUUUUCUGUCAUGUAUUUAUAUUCUUACAGUGGUGGAUGCUCAUGUUAAACUUAAUGUUAUCAGUUAUCACAGAUUACAUAGUUUACAUUAAACAUGAUUCAUAUCUUGAAGUCAGAAUAUAUGCAAGUCUUUUCUUAUGUUUAUCCAUUUUUUCAAAUUUCAGUUCAGGAUUAUUAUGUUAAAGCUAUUCAUUGGCAUCCUCCAAAUAUUCAGUUCGGAGUACCGCUGCUGUACAAGGUGAAUGACCUGGUGUAUCUCUCUCUCUCUAUAUAUAUAUAUAUAUAUAAGCCCACUAACAGUCCAGAGACAUGCUGUUGGUGGGCUUGAAUUUGAGUGCGAAUGGUUGUCUGUCUCUAUGUGUUAGCCCUGCGACAGACUGGCGACCUGUGCAGGGUGUACACUGCUUCUCGCCUUAAGACAACUGGAAUAGGCUCCAGCCCCCUGCGACCCUGAAAAGGGUAAGAGGAAGAGAAUGGAUGGAUGUUUAUUUGUCACGGUUCAGGGUCAUUUGACCCAGCAUUUUCAGUUUCGCAUAUUUUUCUGUAUUAUGGUUUGUAUUCUGACUCUCUUGUUAUGC
Messenger RNA from Maylandia zebra (zebra mbuna), 2256 nucleotides. RefSeq names its product B2 bradykinin receptor. Gene Ontology annotation, cellular component: membrane; external side of plasma membrane. The record is from RefSeq and is a predicted model, not a curated record. Gene Ontology annotation, biological process: cell chemotaxis; positive regulation of cytosolic calcium ion concentration; calcium-mediated signaling. Gene Ontology annotation, molecular function: bradykinin receptor activity; C-C chemokine receptor activity; C-C chemokine binding. NCBI's taxonomy places the organism in Eukaryota, Metazoa, Chordata, Actinopteri, Cichliformes, Cichlidae.